This is a messenger RNA of Sorghum bicolor (sorghum), 763 nucleotides long. Its product is annotated as putative lipid-transfer protein DIR1. The record is from RefSeq and is a predicted model, not a curated record. The coding region runs from base 126 to 440 and encodes 104 amino acids. Gene Ontology annotation, molecular function: fatty acid binding. The transcript has a single exon. Gene Ontology annotation, biological process: systemic acquired resistance. Lineage: Eukaryota; Viridiplantae; Streptophyta; Magnoliopsida; Poales; Poaceae.
GAACGCUCUCCUCGCAACUCCGAAGCAGCAGCCAAACCUGCUACUGCUACAAGCCAACAAACCAAGGUCCGCCCCUAACAAGCAGUUCCCAAAGCUACAACUUGAGCACACACAUAAGCAAAGCCAUGGCAAAGGCACAGGCAAUGGCCGCGCUGAUGCUGACCGUCUUGGUGGUCCUGGCGGCGUCUGCCGAGAUGGCGCACGGCGUCUGCAACCUGUCGAGCGCCGGCAUCCGGGCGUGCCAGCCGGCGGCAGCCAUCCGCAACCCGACGGAGCAGCCGUCGGCCGAGUGCUGCGCCGCGCUGGCGGGGGCCGACCUGGCGUGCCUGUGCCGGUACAAGAACGCCGCCGGCGUGUGGGUGAGGUUCUACCGGAUCGACAUCAACCGCGCCAUGGGGCUGCCGGGCAAGUGCGGCCUCGCCAUGCCAGCCAACUGCUGAGGCAUGGUCACCGUGCGUCACUGGCUCAUCCACAAUAAUGCAAUGCAACUGCUGAUGCCGCGCGCGCGUGCUGCGUGCGUAUUCUACUGCUAUAUAUAGCUACGACAUCUAUCGAAUAAAUGAAGGCGCACACAAAGAUAUGUGUGUGUCUCCUGUGCUUCUCCUGGGUGCACGUACUGCACUAUGUUGAGCUGUGGGUGAGCUUAUUGAUCAGUGCAGAAGUUUGUAUACAUUACUAUUCUCAAAGAUGUAUUACACAGUAAGUAUUAUGUUUUACAUGUCUCGUCUACUCCAAAGCUGGACGCAUUCAUGUACCUUACAGA